Molecule: messenger RNA, 471 nt
Organism: Acaromyces ingoldii
Lineage: Eukaryota; Fungi; Basidiomycota; Exobasidiomycetes; Exobasidiales; Cryptobasidiaceae
Exons: 5
Coding region: 1-471 (156 amino acids)
Source: RefSeq, a predicted model, not a curated record
AUGAAGGACAUCUUCCGCAAGCUUGCUCCAACUGUGUGCCUCUUUACGAUCCUUGUCUUGCUUUCUGACAGCAUCAAUGGCCGUAUGGCCGUCAAGCGUAGCCAAAAGGUUCUGCAGAUGCAUGAGGCUCUUUCCCCCGAAAACACCGAUCCAGUCGAUGUCUCCAUCACGUAUAAAGUCAUGGUCAACAACGUCGAAGAGGGUCGCUGUACCGAUGUCAGCUCCCAGACCCACGACAAUCAGGUCGUCCAUGGCAGGAAGCAAAGGGCAGUGACGAACACUGAGGUUCACUUGGAGUUUCAUGUGUAUCUCUGCGACAGAGUCGAACCUUCCAAGCUCAAAAGGGGUAGGCAAUGCGUUUUCGACUGCAGCAUGGAGAAAGCCGCAACGACAUCAGAAAAAGCAGUGGAAGUAAUCAAGAAGCUUUGUGAGACGGGACACAAGGGCAUUUGGAAACCAACUGCUGUCUAG